Messenger RNA from Antrostomus carolinensis (chuck-will's-widow), 303 nucleotides. Its product is annotated as nuclear pore glycoprotein p62. NCBI's taxonomy places the organism in Eukaryota, Metazoa, Chordata, Aves, Caprimulgiformes, Caprimulgidae. The record is from RefSeq and is a predicted model, not a curated record. Gene Ontology annotation, biological process: protein import into nucleus; RNA export from nucleus. The transcript is spliced from 3 exons. The annotation marks the transcript as partial. Gene Ontology annotation, cellular component: nuclear pore central transport channel; nuclear pore. Gene Ontology annotation, molecular function: phospholipid binding; structural constituent of nuclear pore.
UUCCAGAUUACUUCAUUACACAGAGAAGUAGAGAAGGUGAAGCUUGAUCAGAAGAGACUGGAUCAGGAGCUAGACUUCAUUCUGUCACAGCAGAAAGAGCUUGAAGACCUGCUGACCCCUCUGGAGGAGUCUGUGAAGGAACAGAGCGGGACUAUCUACUUGCAACAUGCGGAUGAAGAACGGGAGAGGACCUAUAAACUGGCUGAAAACAUAGAUGCUCAGUUGAAACAUAUGGCGCAAGAUCUGAAGGACAUCAUUGAGCACUUGAAUACAUCAGGAGGCCCAGCAGAUACAAGUGACCCG